AUGUUUCGUAGACAGGAGUCGACGUGGCCAAAUCGGUGUUGUCGCCGAAACUGGUUUGGCUCAAUGGAUAGAGUGUUGGCUUGGGGACUGAAGGGUCCCGGACCCAGUGCGGCCGCCGUAGGGCGGUGUGGCAAGAUGGCGGCUCCCGUUCUAGCAGGCGCGGUGAGAGUAGCGUCAGGAAUCUUACGACCACUGAAUGUUUUGGCGUCUUCAGCCUAUCGAAACUGUGCCAAGAAUGCCCGUCUUAGUUCUGCACUGUCCACCCGACAUCUUUGUCAUAUUCAGACUCCAGUUGUUUCCUCUGCGCCCAGACUUAUGACAUCUGUCAGAAACCUGGCCUGGGGGCAUACUGGAACAAUCCUCAGUAGAGUGGCCCCCCUGCUUCCCAGUGCCCUGAAGCCACCGGCCAGAACUGUGACGUACUACAGUGGGCGCAAGGGCAAGAGGAAGACUGUGAAAGCUGUCAUCUACCGGUUUCUCCGGCUUCAUUCUGGCCUUUGGCUGAGGAGGAAGGCUGGUUAUAAGAAAAAAUUAUGGAAGAAGACGGCUGCAAGGAAAAAGCGCCUGAGGGAAUUUGUGUUCUGCAAUAAAACCCAGAGUAAACUCUUAGAUAAAAUGACGACGUCGUUCUGGAAGAGGCGAAACUGGUACGCUGACGAUCCUUACCAGAAGUACCAUGACCGCACAAACCUGAAAGUGUAG
Pipistrellus nathusii (Nathusius's pipistrelle) is the source of this 702-nucleotide messenger RNA. The record is from the annotation of a GenBank genome assembly. NCBI's taxonomy places the organism in Eukaryota, Metazoa, Chordata, Mammalia, Chiroptera, Vespertilionidae.